Molecule: messenger RNA, 844 nt
Organism: Mesitornis unicolor (brown roatelo)
Lineage: Eukaryota; Metazoa; Chordata; Aves; Mesitornithiformes; Mesitornithidae
Gene: EDC3
Product: enhancer of mRNA decapping 3
Exons: 2
Biological process (GO): deadenylation-independent decapping of nuclear-transcribed mRNA; P-body assembly
Cellular component (GO): P-body
Molecular function (GO): mRNA binding
Source: RefSeq, a predicted model, not a curated record
GCUGAACCCGAAGAACGUGCAUCAGCGGCCCACGGUAGCCCUGCUGUGCGGCCCCCACGUGAAGGGGGCCCAGGGCAUCAGCUGUGGACGGCACCUCUCCAACCACGAUGUCCACGUCAUCCUUUUUCUACCCAACUUUGUUAAGAUGCUGGAAUCCAUCACCAAUGAGCUGAACCUUUUCAGCAAGACGCAAGGCCAGCAAGUGUCCAGUGUCAAAGAUCUCCCAGAUACCCCUGUGGACCUGGUGAUCAACUGCCUGGAUUGUCACGAAAAUGCCUUUUUGAGAGAUCAGCCUUGGUACAAAGCAGUUGUGGACUGGGCUAACCAGAACCGGGCCCCCGUCCUCAGCAUAGACCCUCCGAUAAACGAGAUGGAGCAGGGCAUUGAUGCCAAGUGGUCGCUGGCUUUGGGCCUGCCCCUGCCUCUGGGUGAGAGGGCAGGGCGCGUGUACCUCUGUGACAUUGGCAUUCCCCAGAAGGUCUUUCAAGAAGUGGGAAUAAACUACCACUCGCCCUUCGGCUGCAAAUUCGUCAUCCCCCUGCACUCCACUUAGAGCCCGUCCAGCCGCGUGGCUCUGAAGGGAGAGAAGAGAGGAGGAGGAGGAGGAGGAGAUCUGUCAAAUAAGCUGUCCAGUGGAUCCUGACUUGUAAACUCGUGACGCCUUAAGGAUGUGAGGUUCUGGAGUUUUCCUUUCCAGAAGAAACAUUAUUAAAAAAAAAAGGAAUAAUCAUAAAAUGAAACAAAAAAAAAAAAAGAAAAAGAGGAGGAAGCGAAUGUUCCUGCAAAGCCGUUUUCAUUCUCUUGUGCCAUUGUAUGAAGGAACGUGCAGGAAGGUGCUGGCUGU